ACGGUAGAACGGCAAAUGAUCUCAGUAUUACACAAGAGCAUUAAAUUGAUCGAAUGAAAUCUCAAAUCGAGAAAGUUUUAAAUGAUAUCGGUAAAAUGGCUAAACAAUUAAUAUCGGCACAAGAGUGUAAGGAAAUUUUAUGGAAAGCUGUUAACAUCCAAGCUAACGAGACGGAUAUUCAGCAUGAGUUGAACGUAAUGGAAAAUUCGUUCGGAUAUAUUGCCGACCUUGCUCAUUUGACAAUUUGGAUGGGGAAAGGAAACGAUGAGGAGACCAGAGAAGAAUUUAAGUUUUUCGUUAAGCUUGUUCCAUUGGACAGUAAUGGCAAAAUUCGACGUAGUGAAUUGACGUGGAUGUUCGAACGAGAAGCUUUUAUGUAUGCUGAUAUGUUGCUGAAAUUUAAUGCAACGGAAGCGACUCACUGGCAUCCAAAGUGCUACCUAGCGAGAAAAGAUCUGUUGGUGCUCGAGAAUUUAAAUCUGAGCGGAUUUAAACACUUGACACAUCGGACUCGAUUCGAUUGUCCGCUUGUGGAGUGUGUUUUACGUAGCGUGGCUGCCAUCCAUGCUGACAGUAUCGCCUAUGAGAUGAAAAUUCACCCUCGUACCAUUGUUGAUGCUUUCGGCGAGUACAGAGAGGAAUUUGGAAUCGCACCGGAUAAGAUAUGGUUCCAGAGAGGAUUGGAAGCGAUCAAGGCUAUUAUUCCUAUGACGAAAAGCUACCAAAGAUACCCUGAAAAAUAUCGAAUCACAACGUUCGACAAACUCGUGUUCCCGAUUUACGAAAUGGUGAAGCCAUCGUCCAAAUAUCGAAAUGUUUUUUGCCACCAAGAUCUAUGGGCAGGUAACAUAAUGUUCAAAUUUUCCCAAAUUAAUGGGGAAGACAAUCUAUCUGAACCUUCAAGCUGUGUACUUAUGGACUAUCAAUUUCCACGGUAUGUGCCUCCCAUUGCCGAUGUAUUACAGUUAAUUUUUAUGACAACACGUCGAAGUCACCGUCAAAGAUAUUUGCUGAGCUAUUGUCGAGUUUACUACCAGUGCCUUCAUAACGAAUUGAAAAGGCACGGGCUAAAUGGUGAGACUGUAUUGUCAUGGGACGAUUUUCGGGCUAGUUAUGAAGAUCUGAAACUGAUGCCGAUGGUGUCCAACUGUGUUGCUCUGCCAUUCACUUAUUUUCCGAAUGAAAUUCAAAUGAAAAUUAAAAGUAGCGAGGCUGAAGAGUUUCGACGGGUACGAGAAGAGAAUCAUCACGAUUACAUCAUAAAAUAUAUGGAACAGGACGUUGAAUUUAAGGAUGUGGUGCUGGAGAGUAUCGAAGAAUUGAUGGAGACAUUGUACGAGUGAAAUACGGAAUCAAAACAAUCAAACAAAACCAAAUACAAAACUCACGUUUGCUUCAAUUAAUAUUUGAAUUUUAAUGGAUCCAGGUCCUGUGUACUUAUUUGACCUCAUCGGAAACCGGGG
This is a messenger RNA of Bradysia coprophila, 1463 nucleotides long. RefSeq lists its product as uncharacterized. Lineage: Eukaryota; Metazoa; Arthropoda; Insecta; Diptera; Sciaridae. The record is from RefSeq and is a predicted model, not a curated record.